CCAAAACGCCUCGGGCCUGCCCAGUAAGUUAUGUCAGCUGUCAAUGACACCAAAUUCACACCUGCAGUGUUCCUUCUCACCGGGAUACCUGGACAGGAAGACGUCCAUCUCUGGAUCUCUAUCCCCUUCUGCUUAAUGUAUCUUAUUUCAAUAGUAGGAAAUUCAGUCAUUCUGUUCAUUAUAAAAACAGAUCCAAGCCUCCAUAAGCCCAUGUACAUUUUCCUUUCCAUGUUGGCCAUCUCAGACCUUGGCUUAUCCAUAGCCACCAUACCAACAAUGCUGGGUAUAUUCUUGUUUAACUCUAGGGAGAUCAGCUUUGAUGCAUGUUUUGCCCAGUUGUUCUUCAUCCACUCCCUUCAAUGCAUUGAAUCCUCCGUGCUCCUGUUGAUGGCCUUGGACCGCUUCAUUGCAAUCCGUGACCCGCUGAGAUAUGCCUCCAUCCUAACCCUGCCAAGAAUAGCCAAGAUGGGACUGGUGUGUGUUCUAAGGGGGGUGGCUGUAAUACUCCCACUCACCAUUCUCCUGAAACAGUUCCAGUAUUGUCGAGCCAAUGUCCUCUCCCAUUCCUACUGCCUGCACCAGGAGGUCAUGAAGAUGGCUUGUUCAGAUAUCAGAGUCAACAGUAUCUUUGGCUUGUUUACCAAACUCGUAACGAUGGGCUUGGACUUGCUGCUCAUCUUCCUCUCUUAUGUGAUGAUCCUCAAAACAGUGCUGAGCAUCACAUCCCAUGCUCAAUGCCUCAGGGCUUUGAACACCUGUAUCUCCCACCUCUGUGUCAUCCUGCUCUUCUACACACCAGACAUCAGCAUGGUUGUGAUGUACAGAUUCUGGCAUAGCUCUUCUUACUUGCUUCAGAUUGUUCUGAGCUACAUCUCCCUGCUGGUCCCGCCCCUGAUGAACCCAGUCGUGUACAGCGUGAAAAGCAAACACCUUCGUGCACGGAUAAUCAGGGUGUUUUUCAAGUGA
Messenger RNA from Caretta caretta (loggerhead turtle), 966 nucleotides. RefSeq names its product olfactory receptor 51G2-like. Gene Ontology annotation, biological process: G protein-coupled receptor signaling pathway. The record is from RefSeq and is a predicted model, not a curated record. Gene Ontology annotation, cellular component: plasma membrane. NCBI's taxonomy places the organism in Eukaryota, Metazoa, Chordata, Testudines, Cheloniidae. Gene Ontology annotation, molecular function: olfactory receptor activity; G protein-coupled receptor activity.